Messenger RNA from Gracilinanus agilis (Agile Gracile Mouse Opossum), 674 nucleotides. Its product is annotated as general transcription factor 3C polypeptide 6-like. Gene Ontology annotation, cellular component: transcription factor TFIIIC complex. Bases 1 to 669 code for a protein of 222 amino acids. Gene Ontology annotation, biological process: transcription by RNA polymerase III. The record is from RefSeq and is a predicted model, not a curated record. The transcript has a single exon. Lineage: Eukaryota; Metazoa; Chordata; Mammalia; Didelphimorphia; Didelphidae.
AUGGCGGGUGCUACUCUGGAGGAACUGGCUCCUGGGCUAGAAGAAGAAGAGGAUGAAGAAGAGGAGCAAUUGGUCAUGGUGGAAUUAUCAGGAAUUAUAGAUUCAGAGUUUUUAACAAGAUGUGGAAACAAAUGCAAGAUUUUGGGAAUUGACACAGAGAGGCCUAUUCUUCAAGUGGACAGCUAUGUCUUUGCUGGGGAAUAUGAAGAUACUCUUGGGACUUGUGUUGUAUUUGAAGAAAAUCCAGACCAAGUUGACUCAGAAGGUAACCAUAAAACAGAGCUGAAAUAUAAAUGCCACACAAUGAAGAAGCUGAGUAUGACAAGAACACUCCUGACAGAGAAGAAGGAGGGAGAAGAAAAUAUAGGUGGUGUAGAAUGGCUGCAGAUCAAGGACAAUGAUUUUUCAUAUAGACCCAACAUGAUUUGUAGUUUUGCACAGCAAAAGGAAGAUGAGGAAGUUGCAGCUCAAGCCCCAGACAAAACUUUGGAAAUAGAAGACCAGGAAAUACAAACCAAAGAGAAUACAGGCUUGGGCAAUGAACUGGAAAAAUCAGACCACUUGGAAAUAGAGGAUGCUGGGCCUCUUCUUGACAGCCCUUCUUCUGAGACAGAAGAUUCUACUUCUAUGGAAACUCAGGAGCCUACCUUGGAAGCCACUCCUAGGUGACGACA